GCUUCCUCCGGAGUUCGCUGCUUCGCUGCCGCCACCUCAUAAAUACACUUGUAGUGAGAGAAAGAGAAAAACAGAAAAAGAAAAAAAGAGGGGGAGAGAGAGGUCAGAGGUGUUGCUUGCAUACUCGUCAAAGUGUUAUGCGUAUAUUUGUUUGUUUGAAAAUAUAUACAUAUAUAUAUAUAUAUUUAAGAUUUUGAUAUUUGUAUGGCGUUCGAUCAAACGCUGACGAUGGCCCCUCAUCAUCGUCUCUAUUUAUAUCGCUCACCUCGGAGUCCCGCCACUUCUUCCGAUCUCCCGCGUUCAUCGUCGUCUUCGUCGUCUUCUUCGCCUCGUCUCAUAUUCACGAGGAGGAGCUCCUGCGGCGGCGGCGGAGCCAUGGCGGCGUCGGGCGCCGGCCACCCCCUCCGCCGCCGCGCGGAUGGGAUGUCGCAGUUGCCAUCGGCCGCGCGGAGGAUCGCCCACCACCUCAACGCCGUCGUCCGCGGCGACUCCCUCGCCUCCGGCGAGAGCGACCCCGCCGUCGUCCCCAGCCCCCUCUUCUCCCAACGCGCCCUCGUCUCCUCCCUCGAUCAGUAUCGAGAAAUGUAUAGGAGGUCGAUAGAGGAUCCUGCGGGUUUCUGGUCGGAGAUUGCCACCCAAUUCUACUGGAAAGAGACAUGGGAUCCGGAGGUCUAUGCAGAGAACAUUGAUGUAAGGAAGGGAGCCGUCAGCAUCGAGUGGUUCAAAGGGGCCAAGACGAACAUAUGCUACAAUGCAGUGGAUCGAAACGUCGAAGGACGAGAUGGGGGGAAGGUUGCUUUGUAUUGGGAGGGCAACGAGCCUGGUCUCGACGGUCGACUAACUUAUUCUGAGCUGUUGGACAGGGUUUGCCAGCUCGCAAACUACUUGAAACAUGUUGGUGUUGGAAAGGGGGAUGCGGUGGUCAUCUACUUGCCUAUGCUAAUGGAGCUGCCCAUUGCCAUGUUGGCAUGUGCUCGGAUCGGUGCCGUCCACUCGGUGAUGCCUGCUGUAGUUUUUGCCGGCUUUUCUGCGGAGUCGCUCACUCAAAGGAUAGCAGAUUGCAGGCCUAAAGUAGUUCUCACGUGCAAUGCCGUGCAAAGGGGCUCCAAAACCAUCUUUCUUAAAGAUAUUGUGGACACUGCUCUGGGUGAAUGUGCCAAGGACGGUGUCCAUGUAGGUCUUUGUCUGACAUAUGAAAACCUGUCAGCCAUGAAAAGAGACGAUACAAAGUGGCAGGAGGGAAGAGAUGUUUGGUGGCAGGAUGUUGUCCCGAACUUCCCAACCAAGUGUGAAGUGGAAUGGGUUGAUGCAGAGGAUCCGCUAUUUCUCUUGUACACAAGUGGAAGCACUGGGAAGCCGAAGGGUGUCUUGCAUACAACUGGCGGAUAUAUGGUCUACACUGCAACAACAUUCAAAUAUGCAUUUGACUACAAGCCAACAGAUAUAUACUGGUGCACUGCCGAUUGUGGUUGGAUCACCGGACAUAGCUACAUUACCUAUGGCCCUCUUUUAAAUGGAGCCACUGUCGUGGUUUAUGAAGGGGCUCCAAACUACCCAGACCCCGGUCGCUCAUGGGACAUUGUCGAUAAGUAUAAGGUGACGAUAUUCUACACUGCUCCGACACUUAUUCGUUCUCUUAUGCGAGAUGGCGAUGACUAUGUCACUCGCUACUCCCGUAAAUCUCUACGUGUUCUAGGAAGCGUAGGGGAGCCUAUCAAUCCUAGUGCUUGGAGGUGGUUUUUUAAUGUUGUCGGGGACUCACGAUGCCCCAUAUCAGACACCUGGUGGCAAACCGAGACUGGAGGCAUCAUGAUUACACCUUUACCCGGCGCUUGGCCGCAGAAGCCUGGUUCUGCAACCUUUCCCUUCUUUGGUGUUCAGCCGGUCAUUGUUGAUGAGAAAGGGAAUGAGCUAGAAGGCGAAUGUAGUGGAUAUCUUUGCAUCAAGAAGUCUUGGCCUGGGGCUUUUCGAACGCUUUAUGGUGAUCAUGAGAGAUAUGAGACCACAUACUUUAAACCAUUCGCUGGCUAUUAUUUCUCUGGUGAUGGCUGCAGGAGGGACAAGGAUGGUUACCAUUGGCUCACUGGAAGAGUUGACGAUGUCAUCAAUGUUAGUGGGCACCGUAUUGGCACAGCAGAGGUAGAGUCAGCCCUCGUUUCACAUGCGCAGUGUGCGGAGGCUGCUGUAGUUGGUGUGGAGCAUGAGGUUAAAGGACAAGGGAUAUAUGCUUUUGUCACUUUGGUGGAGGGUGUUCCUUACAGUGAAGAACUACGUAAAAGCCUCAUAUUAACAGUCCGCAACCAGAUUGGUGCUUUUGCAGCCCCAGACAAGAUCCACUGGGCUCCAGGACUACCUAAAACGAGGAGCGGGAAGAUCAUGCGGAGGAUAUUGAGGAAGAUCGCAUCCAGGCAAUUAAAUGAACUAGGAGAUACCAGUACUCUCUCUGAUCCCACGGUGGUGGACCAGCUUAUUGCACUUAGCGAUCACUAGAGCAUUAGAUAGUGAUCAUUAGAAUUUCCUCCGUCACCCGUUCUGCUCAAAUUCAGGUGCUGAGGUUCUCUCUGUUUAUAGGAGUUGUUAUAACUUGAAAUAAGUGGCUUCAUUCCCCCACCCUCAAAUGCCCCUUACAAAUACAUUAUGUUGAAUGCUUUUGAGCCAGAUGUUGAAUCUUCCGAUCAGGUGCUGUAUUUGAAAGGAAUCGUCAGGUUACUCUGUUAUAUAUGCUUCUACUAAUUUAAAUAAACUAGGGUUGCUGGGGAAACUCUGGAAUGAGUAUUUUCAUUGUAUGGUGGUGGUUCCUGUUUAUUGUCGAGCAAGUACUAGUCUACAUACUCUUUUAAGAAUACUUUGAUGAAGUUACAAGGAAAAUAAUAAUAAUAAUAAAAUUCUAGGCACUUAUCUCUUUUCUCA
Molecule: messenger RNA, 2910 nt
Organism: Ananas comosus (pineapple)
Lineage: Eukaryota; Viridiplantae; Streptophyta; Magnoliopsida; Poales; Bromeliaceae
Product: acetyl-coenzyme A synthetase, chloroplastic/glyoxysomal-like
Exons: 18
Coding region: 205-2490 (761 amino acids)
Molecular function (GO): AMP binding; acetyl-CoA synthetase activity
Source: RefSeq, a predicted model, not a curated record